AAGCACAAAUGUCUGCAGGCGUCCGCCAUAAUGUUUCCUUCGAAACGAAAUAUACUUCUUAUUGCUCUUCCAAUCGCUCUAUUCGCUAUUCAAAAUGGCGACCGUGUGGCGGACACAGUGCGCAUUUGCGCGACUUUUUGUUGGAAAAAGUGGACAAAUCUUGAACAACGCAACUGAUUUGGGUACAAGAAUUUCCCCAGAAUCACUACCGAGCUUAACAAGAAAUUAUUCAAGUUACUCUAAGUCGCCAUUUGUUAAUAAAAUUGUAGAACAAUAUGACUAUGAAGUAGUAAAGAAACCACCGGAAUGGAAGUACGUCGAGAGACUUUUACCUUUCAGUACAAUUCCUUCAGUCACACCCAAACAGAGCUACCCCUCGGGAUGGGUACCGCCAAAAGAAGAAGCUAAAGAUCUUCCAUACUUCAUUCCAAGAGAUAAAAAUCAUGAUCCUCCCAUAUAUUUGAAAAUAACUUACAGGGGUAUGCGAAAAAUAUCGUGUAUUAAAAAGAUAGAGGGCGACAUCUGGAUGAUGAAUAGCGAAUUAAAGGCUUACUUGAAAAGCAAAAAUAAUAAAUACAUAGAAACUAGAGUUCAUGAAUUAACUAAAUCUAUUGAGACUAAAGGUGAUUAUGUUAAUGAUUUACUUCAAUGGGCUUAUUCGAAAGGAUUUUAGAUUAAAAUGUAUGAUGUAUGUACGACGU
Hyposmocoma kahamanoa is the source of this 701-nucleotide messenger RNA. RefSeq names its product probable 39S ribosomal protein L49, mitochondrial (gene mRpL49). The transcript is spliced from 2 exons. Gene Ontology annotation, biological process: translation. NCBI's taxonomy places the organism in Eukaryota, Metazoa, Arthropoda, Insecta, Lepidoptera, Cosmopterigidae. Gene Ontology annotation, molecular function: structural constituent of ribosome. The record is from RefSeq and is a predicted model, not a curated record. Gene Ontology annotation, cellular component: mitochondrial large ribosomal subunit; ribosome. Bases 95 to 673 code for a protein of 192 amino acids.